Molecule: messenger RNA, 1481 nt
Organism: Actinia tenebrosa (Australian red waratah sea anemone)
Lineage: Eukaryota; Metazoa; Cnidaria; Anthozoa; Actiniaria; Actiniidae
Product: cysteinyl leukotriene receptor 2-like
Biological process (GO): G protein-coupled receptor signaling pathway
Cellular component (GO): membrane
Molecular function (GO): G protein-coupled receptor activity
Source: RefSeq, a predicted model, not a curated record
AUGAAUGUUUCAUUAUCGUCUCGAAACGAAACGAACUCAACUAAUUUUGAAAAGUAUGUGUAUGUAACAUUAGACAAACGCGUUGAGGAUUUCUUAAUAUCCUUUCUAAGUAUUUUAGUGACCUAUAUCAUCUCGGCCAAUGGACUGAUACUUUACUUUAUAACGAAAAUCCAAUCCGAAAAAAAGAGGACAGCAAACACAAGGGGUUUUCAACGGAAUGUGACAAACAUAUUCAUUCAAAGUCUGGCAGUUUCCAACUUUUUAGGAGGACUGGUUAACUUCGUCGCACUGGUCGGACCAUUUUCAAGUCAUUUGAUAAGUCAAAGCGUAAUAAUUUGCAAAGCAGCGAAAUUUGCUAUUUAUUUCUUUGCCGUUCUGAAUUUCUACAAUCUUUUUGUCAUUGGAGUUGAGAGAUAUUUAGCAACAUUGCAUCCAUUUAAGGUUCCAUCUGAUCGUGCUGUAAAAGGACUCUUAAUAGGUUCGUGGGUUUUGCCAGGAUGUGUUGCGCUGAUUCCUACAGGAACGUUAAAUAUAUUUCGCGUAGAAGACGAAAAAACACUCAGUUAUACUUUACAAUGUUUGUACGAUAACUCCAAGAAUCAGCACAGAGCUAUGUUCGUACUCUUUAUUGCCUUGAACUUCGUUUUACCAGCGAUAAUCUCAACUGUUCUCAACAUCAAAGUCCUGAAAUAUAUCAAAAACAGGGCGCCCCAAAAUUGGAGUGCAAACUUGGAGCGAAAUAAGAAAACAAACGCUUUCAYAACUUUGAUAUUUUCAUACAUGAUUCCUUACAUGAUUUUUAUUGCUUACACAGCUGUGAAAAAAGGAUUGUCGUUACAACACAGUAUUCCUGUAGAAAUCGUAGUGAGUCGAUGUAACGCGUUCUUAGUGUUUGCAAAUUCGGUGGUAAGUCCAACAGUACAGUUGUAUAAAAUGCCCAGGCUACGAAGAAUGCUAGUGGGAUUUAUUUGCCAGAGGUUUCAGUUCCUACGAGUUCGUUUUAGGCCGAGUAACGUUAUUGCAGUGUAUGGUAAGGAAAGAGAGGUGUCCUUUAACACAAACAUUAUUUAUUCGUCGCGGACAAAUUCACAGCCAUAGUUUCCAUCAUAGUUAAUGGAGUGGAAUGGUUUGGAAACUCCAUAGGACAAAGCUAUUGUUUUUGGCUCGAAACUCCGGCAUUUUCGCUACUUACUAUCUAUUACUUAGUGAGUACGUUAGCCAAUCAGAGCGCGAGAUUCGCUACAGUUUGUUGAUAAGUUUYUACUAUUAUUAUUUGGUCUGACUUUUACAAGAAUUUCAACAAAAGAAGACAAAAAUAAAGUAAUACUACAGUAGCCUGUUUAGAGUGGAAUCCUCUAUUACACAAAUCACCACUACAACAAGUGACGUCACACUCGUGCGCAGACCCCAGGCUCUUACAUUCAGGCCGCGUGGCCCUGGUACRGUGUUCUGACUCAGAGCAAGUCUUCAUGUAGAUUACA